This is a messenger RNA of Trichophyton benhamiae CBS 112371, 1026 nucleotides long. Its product is annotated as DUF207 domain protein. Gene Ontology annotation, cellular component: cytoplasm. Gene Ontology annotation, biological process: tRNA methylation. Gene Ontology annotation, molecular function: tRNA methyltransferase activity. The transcript is spliced from 2 exons. The record is from RefSeq and is a predicted model, not a curated record. The coding region runs from base 1 to 1026 and encodes 341 amino acids. Lineage: Eukaryota; Fungi; Ascomycota; Eurotiomycetes; Onygenales; Arthrodermataceae.
AUGGCCUCCAUACCUUCCAGUUUCACCUCAAAAAAGGAGAAGAUACUAAGGGACCUGUCUGUCCCUGAAGAAGACUAUACAGACCUAUCCCCCAAGGGCUCGGUGGAUGUUGCAAUUAUACCUCUUAUACGGGACAUCAACCGGCUGCCGGGCCUUGUGACGACGAGCAGCUGCGCUGGGCGCAUCAGUGUGUUCGUCGAACGAGGGAAGGGAGGCAAGGUCCAGGCUGAUAUCACUGCCCCUGGCACUGAGAGGGCUCUUGACGGUCGUGAAAACACCUCCUCAGAAGAUAAACCCGGUCACGACAAGCGUAUAAGGACAGAAUAUGGGAAUAAAUUCGUUCCUAAGGGGGGGAAAGGCAGUGGAACAUGGCAAUUUGUCUCCCAUGACCCCCUGAUAUUCGAUGGCGAGAAAGCGGACAAGAGUCUGCAUGAACUUUUUGGGCUAAAGCCGUCGAGGACCGCAAUAAACCCAAGUGAAAAAGGCGAAAUACAACUGGUCAAAUUCAAAUUCGAGCCUAUGAUUCUCCAUAUAAUGGCUGCAUCUCUAAGCCAUGCCCAGCCUGUCCUUGCUGCUGCCAGUAAUGCAGGCUUCAGAGAAAGUGGACUCCAGGGCCUUCGAUGCCUCGAGGACCCGGAAGCAUGUCCUAUUGUCGCUGUACGAUCCUCCGGCCUAGGACUUGAGUCAAUCAUAGGCUAUAUUGAAAACGAUGGUUCGCCUGAAGCUACAGCCCGUAGUUUCGUAACCGAAGAGUAUCUGCAAUUGCUUGUUCAAAUUUCGAAUGAACGGUUUGCAAUUAACACGGAGCGCAUGGAAAGAUUUAGGAUGAAACUCUUGCAUUUAGGUGGAGGGCAAGCGCUUGGUAACCCUAACCUGCAAUGGGAGGACCCAAUAGCUAGGAGAGCAAGAAAGAGAGCGGAAGGGCUGGAAAGGGGCAAAGCCGCGAAAGAAGCACGAAAGCCAGAAAAUUUGGCUUCAGUGAUUGAUGAUGAUAUGAUAUUUGGAGUUAAUACGCUAGGCAUAUAA